GCCCCGCAGCCCUGCCGGACACCCCGGGCUGCAGCUGAGCGGGCGCAGACGGGCCGAGGCGGGCGCCGGGCGCGCAGGGACCGAGGGACCGAGUGCUCCCCAUGAGCGCACGUGGGCCGGGCGGUCCGCAAGCCCGGCUGAGAGCGCGCCAUGGGGCAGGCGGGCUGCAAGGGGCUCUGCCUGUCGCUGUUCGACUACAAGACCGAGAAGUAUGUCAUCGCCAAGAACAAGAAGGUGGGCCUGCUGUACCGGCUGCUGCAGGCCUCCAUCCUGGCGUACCUGGUCGUAUGGGUGUUCCUGAUAAAGAAGGGUUACCAAGACGUCGACACCUCCCUGCAGAGUGCUGUCAUCACCAAAGUCAAGGGCGUGGCCUUCACCAACACCUCGGAUCUUGGGCAGCGGAUCUGGGAUGUCGCCGACUACGUCAUUCCAGCCCAGGGAGAGAACGUCUUUUUUGUGGUCACCAACCUGAUUGUGACCCCCAACCAGCGGCAGAACGUCUGUGCUGAGAAUGAAGGCAUUCCUGAUGGCGCGUGCUCCAAGGACAGCGACUGCCACGCUGGGGAAGCGGUUACAGCUGGAAACGGAGUGAAGACCGGCCGCUGCCUGCGGAGAGAGAACUUGGCCAGGGGCACCUGUGAGAUCUUUGCCUGGUGCCCGUUGGAGACAAGCUCCAGGCCGGAGGAGCCAUUCCUGAAGGAGGCCGAAGACUUCACCAUUUUCAUAAAGAACCACAUCCGUUUCCCCAAAUUCAACUUCUCCAAAAGCAAUGUGAUGGACGUCAAGGACAGAUCUUUCCUGAAAUCAUGCCACUUUGGCCCCAAGAACCACUACUGCCCCAUCUUCCGACUGGGCUCCGUGAUCCGCUGGGCCGGGAGCGACUUCCAGGAUAUAGCCCUGGAGGGUGGCGUGAUAGGAAUUAAUAUUGAAUGGAACUGUGAUCUUGAUAAAGCUGCCUCUGAGUGCCACCCUCACUAUUCUUUUAGCCGUCUGGACAAUAAACUUUCAAAGUCUGUCUCCUCCGGGUACAACUUCAGAUUUGCCAGAUAUUACCGAGACGCAGCCGGGGUGGAGUUCCGCACCCUGAUGAAAGCCUACGGGAUCCGCUUUGACGUGAUGGUGAACGGCAAGGGUGCUUUCUUCUGCGACCUGGUACUCAUCUACCUCAUCAAAAAGAGAGAGUUUUACCGUGACAAGAAGUACGAGGAAGUGAGGGGCCUAGAAGACAGUUCCCAGGAGGCCGAGGACGAGGCAUCGGGGCUGGGGCUAUCUGAGCAGCUCACAUCUGGGCCAGGGCUGCUGGGGAUGCCGGAGCAGCAGGAGCUGCAGGAGCCACCCGAGGCGAAGCGUGGAAGCAGCAGUCAGAAGGGGAACGGAUCUGUGUGCCCACAGCUCCUGGAGCCCCACAGGAGCACGUGAAUUGCCUCUGCUUACGUUCAGGCCCUGUCCUAAACCCAGCCGUCUAGCACCCAGUGAUCCCAUGCCUUUGGGAAUCCCAGGAUGCUGCCCAACGGGAAAUUUGUACAUUGGGUGCUAUCAAUGCCACAUCACAGGGACCAGCCAUCACAGAGCAAAGUGACCUCCACGUCUGAUGCUGGGGUCAUCAGGACGGACCCAUCAUGGCUGUCUUUUUGCCCCACCCCCUGCCGUCAGUUCUUCCUUUCUCCGUGGCUGGCUUCCCGCACUAGGGAACGGGUUGUAAAUGGGGAACAUGACUUCCUUCCGGAGUCCUUGAGCACCUCAGCUAAGGACCGCAGUGCCCUGUAGAGUUCCUAGAUUACCUCACUGGGAAUAGCAUUGUGCGUGUCCGGAAAAGGGCUCCAUUUGGUUCCAGCCCACUCCCCUCUGCAAGUGCCGCAGCUUCCCUCAGAGCAUACUCUCCAGUGGAUCCAAGUACUCUCUCUCCUAAAGACACCACCUUCCUGCCAGCUGUUUGCCCUUAGGCCAGUACACAGAAUUAAAGUGGGGGAGAUGGCAGACGCUUUCUGGGACCUGCCCAAGAUAUGUAUUCUCUGACACUCUUAUUUGGUCAUAAAACAAUAAAUGGUGUCAAUUUCAAA
Homo sapiens (human) is the source of this 2060-nucleotide messenger RNA. RefSeq names its product purinergic receptor P2X 5 (gene P2RX5). Lineage: Eukaryota; Metazoa; Chordata; Mammalia; Primates; Hominidae. Gene Ontology annotation, molecular function: monoatomic ion channel activity; ligand-gated monoatomic anion channel activity; ATP binding. The transcript is spliced from 12 exons. Gene Ontology annotation, biological process: regulation of skeletal muscle tissue regeneration; response to calcium ion; response to pH. The record is from RefSeq and is marked reviewed. Gene Ontology annotation, cellular component: membrane; plasma membrane; postsynapse. The coding region runs from base 151 to 1419 and encodes 422 amino acids.